CGCCUCCCACUUUCACCCCCAUUGUGGUGAAUCUCCGGCUCUCACACACUUUGCCAGACUUCCAGGAGUUGGAGCGACUGACCGCGGACGGAUCACCGACUACGAUAAAAAAAAAAAAAAAAAGAAAGAAAGAAAAGAAAGAAAAAAAGAAAACCCCGUGUCUUCUCUCACGCAUGGAUCUACUUUCUUCUCUUGAGGGAUUUCCAGGAGCUGCAAUGGUGACCGUGGCUGGGGAUUUUGGAGACUAGAAGCCGGAGAGAAACGGCACACGUCUCCUACUCUGCAAAAGUUGUGAAAGUAGUUUCCCCUUGAAGUUUUCCUUCCGCCACCAGCUCCGACUCCCGUGUUUCUCCGGUCUGUGGACUCGCAGCCAUCAUGGCGAGGCGGACGGGGGAGAAACCUCUGCUUUUGUCGCCGAAUACGCGCGCUGCUCUCUGGGAUAAACACCACCGCUUUCACGGGGGAUUUCUUGCUUUUUCUUGGAGCUUCGCUAUAAUGUGCUCGGCCUUUUUUUGUGGAUAUUGUGGAGCCGAGACGGAGUUUUCCAUCCUGGAGGAAGCUCAAGUUUUGGCCGAUCAGAUGAAAAAGCUGUCCUCUCAGGAGCUGGGAGUCCUAACCAUGCAGACGAUUUUCAGCUCGUUUUCGUACAAUGAGAAAACAUCAAACGGAGAGACAGAAGUGCAGCAGUUGGCCAAAAAGAUCCGUGAAAAGUUUAACCGCUACCUGGACGUGGUGAACCGGAACAAACAGGUGGUGGAGGCCUCGUACACCGCUCACCUCACCUCUCCGCUCACUGCCAUACAGGACUGCUGCUCCAUACCCGCAUCUAUGAUGGAGUUUGAUGGAAACUUCAAUACCAACGUCUCCAAGACCAUCUGCUGUGACAGACUCUCCCCUAACGUCAACAGCCGAGCUUUCAACCCUGGACGGGACCUCAACUCAGUGUUGGCAGACAACCUGAAGUCCAACCCGGGGAUAAAGUGGCAGUACUUCAGCUCAGAGGAGGGCAUCUUCACCGUCUUCCCUGCACACAAGUUUCAGUGCAAGGGAAGUUACGAGCACCGCAGCAGGCCUGUGUAUGUAUCUGCAGUGCGACCCCAAUCCAAACACAUCGUGGUGAUGGUGGACCACGGAGCGUCUGUAACUGACACCCAGCUUCAGAUCGCCAGGGACUCGGCGCUGGUCAUCCUCAACGCCGUCGAUGAACAUGACAAGAUCUCCAUCUUGUCAGUGGCAGAGGCGGUUCGCUCCUGUUCUCUGGACCAGUGCUAUAAGAGUCUGCUCUCUCCGGCCACCAGCGAGACCAAGAGGAAGAUGAGCACCUUCAUCUCCAACAUCAAGGCGUCAGAUGGAGCCACACAGCACGCAGCAGGCUUCCAGAAGGCCUUCCAGCUGCUUCGAAACACCAGCAGUCUCUGCAAACAGAGUGCCACCACAGACAUGGUGAUCAUCUACCUGUCGUCCGGUAUCACGUCUCGGGAUUCGUCGGAGCAGGAGAAGAGAGCGACGCUCAGUGUGGUCAGAGAGGAGAACCGACACCUCAACAACUCGGUCAUGAUCCUCACCUACGCUCUUAUGAACGAGGGAGUAACAGGCCUGAAGGAACUGGCCUUCUUGAGGGAUCUCGCAGAGCAGAAUUCGGUUAAGUACGGCGUAGACCGAAUGUCUGACCGAGACCGCUCCUUUUUGGCGUCGUCGUCUGGAUCAGCAGGAGCUUCAAUGAUGCCGGUGGUGAAGGGAAGCAUGAUGGUGCUAAACCAGCUGAGCAACCUAGAGACAACGGUGGGCCGCUUCUACAUCAAUCUGCCCAAUCGCAUGAUCGACCUGGCCCGUUUCAGCCUGCCCUACACCGACCCUAUGGGAGAUGGGUUUAUUAUGACCGUGAGCCGGCCUUGUUAUUUCGGUAACCUUCUCCUGGGCGUGGUCGGGGUGGAUGUGAACCUGGCCUACAUCUUGGAGGAUGUCACCUACUACCAGGACUCACUGGCCUCAUACACCUUCCUCAUUGACAACAAAGGUUACACCUUGAUGCAUCCAUCACUGACACGGCCCUACUUGAUGACAGAGCCUCCCCUCCACACUGACAUAAUACAUUAUGAGAAUAUCCCAGGAUUCCCUGUUGUCCGGCAGAACAUCCUCAGCCUCCCUCUGGGCAGUCAGGUAAUUUCUGUCCCAGUCAACUCAUCAUUGUCCUGGCACUCCAACCGACUGCGGGACAACAGCAAAGACGCAUACAACGUCAGCUAUGCCUGGAAACUGGUUCAGGACACGUCUUUCAUCCUGUGCAUCGUGUACGUGCAGCCGGAGAUCCCAGUGAAGCAUCUGAAGAACCUGAACACAGUUCCCAGCUCCAAGCUACUCUAUCAUCGUUUAGACCUGCUGGGUCAGCCCAGCUCCUGCCUGCACUUCAAACAGCUUGCCACAGUUGAGUCCCCCACGGUGAUGUUGGCAGCUGGUAGUUUCUCCUCUCCCUACGAGCACCUCAGCCAGCCAGAAACGAAGCGCAUGGUGGAGCACUACACCGCCUACCUGAGUGAUAACACCAGGCUGAUAGCCAACCCAGGCCUCAAGUCCUCUGUCAGGAACGAGGUUAUGGCGACCAGUCACGUCACGGAUGAGUGGAUGACACUAAUGGAAAUGAGUAGCCUCAACUGCUACAUUGUGCGCCGUUACAUAGCAACGCCCAGUGGGGUGCUCCGGAUUUACCCCGGAUCACUGAUGGACAAAGCCUUCGACCCAACCCGCAGACAAUGGUACCAGCAUGCGGUGGCUAACCCCGGCCUUAUCACCUUCACUGGACCGUACCUGGAUGUGGGCGGGUCGGGCUACGUUGUCACCAUCAGCCACACCAUCCAUGCCUCCAGCUCUCUGAUGGCCCCUGGAUAUGCAUUUGCAGUGAUGGGCAUAGACUUCACCCUACGCUACUUCUAUAAGGUCCUACUGGACCUGCUGCCCAUCUGCAACCAGGACAAGGGCAACAAGAUCAGGUGCUUCAUAAUGGAGGACAGAGGGUACCUGGUCGCUCACCCCACUCUCAUUGACCCCAAAGGUCACGCCCCUGCAGAGCAACAGCACAUCACACACAAGGAGCCGCUGGUGGCUAACGACAUCCUGAACCAUCCCAACUUUGUCAAGAAAAACCUGUGCAACAGCUUCAGUGACCGCACCGUGCAGCGCUUCUACAAGUUCAACACCAGCAUCAUGGGGGACCUAACCAACCUGGUGCAUGGUAGCCAUUGUUCCAAGUACCGUCUGACCCGAAUCCCCGGCACCAACGCCUUUGCUGGUAUCGUCAACGAGACAUGUGACUCAUUAGCUUUCUGCGCCUGCAGCACCGUGGACCGGCUCUGUCUCAACUGCCACAGGAUGGAGCAGAAUGAAUGUGAGUGUCCAUGUGAGUGUCCCCUGGAGGUCAAUGAGUGUACUGGCAACCUCACCAAUGCUGAAAACAGGAACCCCAGCUGUGAGGUGCAUCAGGAGCCAGUCAGUCUGAAUGUGAUUGAUCCCAGUCUGCAUGACACGCUGCCCCAGUGCAUCAACACUCGCUGUAGCCAGAGAUACACCAGCAGUGACUGUUUUGGCGUGCUGGACUGUGAGUGGUGCAUGGUGGACAGUGAUGGUAAAACCCAUCUGGACAAGCCAUACUGUGCCCUUCAGAAGGAAUGUUUCGGGGGCAUCGUCGGCGCCAAGAGUCCCUAUGCGGAUGGCCUGGGAGUCCUAGCAGAUGAGGAGGUGGCAUCCCUGAACAUGAUCAAGAGCGCCCCUGUGGGUCCAGUCGCUGGGGGAAUUAUGGGAUGCAUCAUGGUUUUGGUGCUGGCUGUGUAUGCAUACAGACACCAGAUCCACAGGCGUUCUCACCAGCACAUGUCACCACUGGCAGCACAGGAAAUGUCAGUGAGAAUGUCCAACCUGGAUAACGAAAGAGAUGAGAGGGAUGAAGAAAGCCAUGAGGACAGAGGAAUCAUCAGUAAUACUCGAUUCAUCGCCGCGGUGAUCGAGCGGCACACUCACACACCUGAACGGAGACGGAGGUACUGGGGUCGGUCUGGGACAGAGAGUGACCACGGCUACAGCACCAUGAGUCCGCAGGAGGACAGUGAGAAUCCACCUGGGAACAACGACCCUCUCUCGGCCGGUGUCGACGUCGGUAACCACGACGACGACCUCGACCUAGACACGCCUCCUCAGACGGCGGCGUUGCUCAGCCACAAGUUUCACCCCUACCGGCACACGCAUACACACCACCACCCGCUGCACAUGCACACGCACCACCUUCAGGCUGCGGUCACCGUGCACAGCGUGGAUGCAGAGUGCUGAUCGUCAGCGCUGCAUUCAACCCCUCCUGCCAGGGACGGAACUUGUUUUUAUUAAAAACAAUUUUAAAAAACAUUUGUGCUGGACUAGACGGCACACAGUAGGUACUGUCUGGAUGGACGGAGGGAGAGAAAAGCUACAGCUGGACUCACAGUGUCACUGGGCCGCUGAUAUCUCUGCCAUCAACGGAUGAUUAAUAUGGGUAUUAGCCUCAUGGUCUCAUUGUGCCAAUAUCUCAACCCUUUUUUUCCCCAACCCAGUCCAGCAUCUGGCAAGUGUACUCAGUAUUACACACACGUCAAAUGACCAGACCUGGGCCAAUAAAAAUGAGAUUUUUUGUUGGUUUUCUGGAGGAAUUUGGCAGAAUUUGGUGGAAUUUGGUGUAAGAGCACACAAAAACACUGUUUAAGCACAUUCAUUAAGAAGAGGACACAACUGGAACCUAAAAUCCUUAAAGCAGAAGAGGGGUCUUCAUUUCCAGGUGGAAGGCCAUAGAAAAUACUUUAUAGGACCAGAGGAUAAUCACAUUAACAUAGAAAUCUAGAUGCUGAAUGGACCCCUUUUGCCCCAGGCUUCCAUUCCAGCAUCCCCACUGAGCCCACUUGUGGUGAGGGGCAGGAGGGGAACAGAGCCUCCUUCUUUGUUAAAAUGUCUCAGAUGAAGAGUUAAAAUACUGUAUUUUUGCAUUGAACAGGAUCUAAUGUGGGAUUCUAUUACAGCUUAUUUCUCCUCAGUUUCUGAGAUAGACACUCCCCAGUUUGUUUUCUCUGAAAGAUAUUUAGACAUUUUCAUGAGUGUCUGUGAACUUCAAAGUGAGUUUUUUAUUUUUUAUGAUUCACAUAAAUACAGGAAGAAACACUUUAAAGAGGAAAAUAUUAUUUUUCUACUAUUUAUUAAAGGGGUAGAUUUUCAAUGACUAGCAGCUGGAGCGAACACAAAACAGAAAGUAGUCAGGACAAGUGAAACGUAACAACCCACUUCCUGUAAACAAUGCAUCAUAUUUAAAGGUCAUUAUUUUCCUAAAUAUCUGUGACUGGUUUUGUUUAUUUUGAAUUUUAAGUAUAUCUGAUUUUACAUAUUUUGUGCUUUUAUUUUUCCUCCAUAUUGAGGGACUCUGGUGCAUAAUCAUCAGAAGCCUAUUUGGAUUUUAUUUCCACUUCUCUUUUCACUUUCUCACCAGAAGUUUAUUCUGAGCUAUCCCCUCCACGAGGAUAUCAUAUAUACCAUAGAGUGUGUUUAAAAGUGUCUUCUUCAAGCUGGAAACAUUAUUGGAUGAGCAGGGAUCUAAACAUCAAAAUCAGAUCUGCUCCUUAAAAAUAAAUCCAGGUAUUUCUCUGUGAUUAUAGGUAAAAAAAAAAACAAUACGUUAGCCUUAAAUCACAUCCUGUCCGUCAGAGUAGUGAGGAGAAAGUAGUCCUGGACAUAUUUUUCUUUCUGUAUUCCCCAUUCUGAAUCGAUGAGGUCUUUGUGUAAUUGUAAGACUUGCUCUGCUGAACAUCCUCAUUCUGGACAUGUCCUCUGUAUCAGGAGGCACAACUCGCUAUGGUCACUGGCCUUUGUAAGCCUCCUGGGGAUGGAGGAGGGAAAAGUGAAACUAACACCAGAAAAACAUUCCUGGCUUUAGUCACUGCAGGAGAUUUGGUGUGUGAGGAUAAUUGGGGAUCCUCACAGCGGUCCUGAGAGAUUCACAGAGACUGAGUGCUGUCCCCUCUAUCUGCCUGAGUAGGAAAAAAAAGAAAACCGUAUAGAAAGCUCCCGUUUUACCAGAACUUUUUUUUCCCCCCCCUGAGGCCAAGCUGAUGCUGCAUGUAUGUUAAGGUUGUGUGCUGGAUUGGGUGCAAAGCUGGUUGAAUUUCCAGUAAUGCCCAAGAUGGAGUCUCCUUCUCAUCAAUAAGAGUGUAAGAGGGAGAAAUGCUGCUGCUGUUGUUGUUCAGAGGUUACACCCAUCUGUCAGCUCCUCUGUGGUUAACCACUCAAAAUGUAUUUUCUACACGUCUCUGGUUUAACUGUGUGUGUGUGAGCGUGCACGUGUGUGUGUGUGUGUGUGAGAGAGAGAGCGAGGGAGAGAGAGAGUAGAGAGAAUGAUAAUCCACCUGGAACGUUUUUAGCAUUAGAGAAUUAAAGUUGAAAUUAUUAUGAUUGAGAAAUCCACUUAUUUUUUAUUCUGAUGAAGAGUCAUCUGACCCGAUCUGUGCUUCGUGGGUUUGAUUGUUCAACUGGCCAAAAUUGCGUCAGUGUGACAUCCGGUUUUUUUCCUGGAUGCAAAAAUGUCUAUUGUUUUUCAGAGAUUCAUUAUGAAGUGUAAAUACAGAAUCACAAAUAGCUAUUAACAUCCUGUACACUCCAUUUUUUUUAAUGUUGGUAAGACAUGAUUUAUGCUUCAAAUGAUGCUCAGAUAUUCGGGUGUGAUAUUUAAAAAUUGUCUGUUCAUGGUUUCUCACUAUAUUUUUGAUGCCUUGGAUGUUUUUUAGAUUUAUUUUUCUUUAGGUCCAUAUUGGAUGGAAGUCAGUUCUUGGAAAAAUGUAUACACACACUUUUUAUGUUUGAGAUAUUUCUAGUUUUUUAAGUUUUUAUCAUGUGUCUUUAAAAUGUUAAAGAAAGCUCAUCUCUCCAUGAACUUAUUUAGAUUUGCAAAAUAAACGGUACUAAAUCUCUUUUCACGGAGUAAUGACCAAAAUAACAACCAUUGUGAUCUCAUCAACCUUAAAAAAAAAAAAAGUGAUAAGUAACUCAAGACUUGUAUUACAGAGAGGUUUAACAUCACAUUUAUGCCAUGAGACCAUUUACUGUCGGAAGUUUGACCAUAUAAACAACAUUUAUUUACUUGCAGUCAUCUUCAAUCGUACAUCAUUUUGGUUCAGUUGGACAAAGGAGCUGCCUUGUAGCAGGUCUGGGCAUAUAUUUCGAAAAGUGUGUCGAUUUUUGGCCAAAUUACUUUUUACUAAAUUGAGUUUGUUUUUGAAAAAACUUUUUUCUGGAGAACUUUUUAAACAGUAUUUACCAGCUGUUGUAAACAAAUAUGUGUGUCUGUGUGUGUAGGAUACUCUCAUUAAUUAAUGUACUGAAGGAACGUGUACACCAACCCCCCUCAUGUAUCAUAUAAAGUUAUCAAAUUGAGAUUUAUUGCAAUGUGAAUGUGAUAAAGUCCA
Messenger RNA from Anoplopoma fimbria (sablefish), 7463 nucleotides. RefSeq names its product cache domain containing 1 (gene cachd1). Gene Ontology annotation, molecular function: voltage-gated calcium channel activity. Bases 376 to 4317 code for a protein of 1313 amino acids. NCBI's taxonomy places the organism in Eukaryota, Metazoa, Chordata, Actinopteri, Perciformes, Anoplopomatidae. Gene Ontology annotation, cellular component: voltage-gated calcium channel complex. The transcript is spliced from 27 exons. The record is from RefSeq and is a predicted model, not a curated record.